Messenger RNA from Aspergillus brunneoviolaceus CBS 621.78, 1044 nucleotides. RefSeq names its product isopenicillin N synthase family dioxygenase. The coding region runs from base 1 to 1044 and encodes 347 amino acids. Gene Ontology annotation, molecular function: dioxygenase activity. The transcript is spliced from 4 exons. Lineage: Eukaryota; Fungi; Ascomycota; Eurotiomycetes; Eurotiales; Aspergillaceae. The record is from RefSeq and is a predicted model, not a curated record.
AUGGCUGCCGUUUCGCGAUCAGUCGAACCUACUCCCAUGACAAUCCCCAUCGUGGAUUUCAAAGCAUGGUUCAACACUGAAGAUGAAGCCGCCCGCCGACGGGUUGCACAAGAGCUUGUGGAAGCAUGUCAGCGAGUCGGCUUCGUCUACAUCAUCAAUCACUCUCUACCUGAGCAUGUCCUCGACUCGACCUUUGACUGGAUGAGACGCUUGUUCGAGCUCCCGAAGGACAUUAAGAUGCAAGCACCUCAUCCUGAGGGGUGGGCAGUGCAUCGAGGAUAUUCCUGGCCGGGAUUGGAGAAAGUUUCCCAAACCAUCAGCACUGGGGACGAUGAAGAGACACGGCAGAGGCUGAGAGAAGUGCCAGAUGUCAAGGAAAUUUACGAUAUUGGAAGUGAAGAGAACACUGCUCAACCAAACCAGUGGAUCCCCGAAGAGGCAUUGGCGGGCUUCCGCAGCUUCAUGAAUCGGUUCUACUGGGAUUGUAACGGGUUAGGCAUCGAGAUUCUCCGCGCUCUUGCCCUUGGCUUGAACCUGGACAAUGAGAAUCAUUUGGCCCAAAGGCACUCAGGCCAGAACAAUCAGUUGCGACUCCUACACUAUCUACCGGUUUCAGCAGAUGAUCUUGAAAAAGAUCGGGUAGCUCGAUGCCCUGCACACACCGACUGGAGCUCAAUCACAAUGCUUUUCCAGGAUGAUUGCGGUGGCUUAGAGGUGGAAGACAUCUCUCAGCCCGGCAACUUCGUCCCCGCUGCUCCUGUCAAGAAUGCAAUCGUCAUGAAUGUUGGAGAUCUCUUGCAGCGAUGGAGUAAUGAUCGUCUUCGGUCUACCAAUCACCGGGUCAGACUCCCGCAGAUAUCCGAUCGCUUUGAGGGCAGUAAUCGUAUGACGCGCGAACGCUUUUCCAUUCCGUACUUCAUGGCUCCAGACCCUGAUUCGGUCAUCGAGUGCAUUCCAUCAUGCAUGAGUGAGGAUGAACCGGCCAAGUACGAGCCGAUCACUCAAGCAGGCUACAAUCAGAUGCGAGCAUCGAUGAUGUAUUAG